CCUGUUUACUUUUAGAUGUCACUUCCACUAAAACGACUUGUGGCGAUAGAAUACUCUGAAGACAGGCUUACAGAUCUCGCAAGGAACAGAUUGUCUAACCAGGCAUGGAUAAUUAAUGAUAUCUUAUGCCAGUGGCUAGAAGCCGAUCUCCAUGGCAAGAGCUCAGAUACUGCAAACAGAACCUCAGGAGAGAACUUUGACCAGAGCCCCUUAAGAAGAACUUUCAAGUCCAAAGUUUUGGCACACUACCCUCAGAAUAUAGAAUGGAACCCCUUUGAUCAAGAUGCCGUAAACAUGCUGUGUAUGCCUAAAGGGCUAUCUUUCAGGACACAGACUGACAAUAGAGACCCGCAGUUCCACUCAUUUAUAAUUACCAGGGAAGAUGGUUCUCGUACUUACGGAUUUGUGCUCACGUUCUAUGAGGAGGUCACAAGCAAGCAAAUUUGCACAGCCAUGCAAACGCUUUACCAAAUGCACAAUGCAGAGCAAUACAGCAGUGUCUAUGCUUCGUCGUCUUGCAGCAUGGACUCCCUGGCAAGCAGCAUUGAUGAAGGAGAUGCCACUUCCCUGGCUAAGCUCCAGCAGUACAACUCGUAUGACAUAAGCAGAGACACAUUAUACGUGUCCAAAUGUAUAUGUCUCAUCGCUCCUCUGCCCUUCAUGCAGGCAUCCAAGAAGUUCCUUAUCCAGCUGUACAAGGCAGUUACCUCUCAGCAACCCCCACCUUUACCUCUGGAGAGCUAUAUCCAUAACAUUCUUUAUGAAGUACCCCUCCCACCUCCAGGGCGGUCCCUAAAGUUCUAUGGGGUGUAUGAGCCUAUCGUUUGCCAGAGACCUGGACCCAAUGAACUUCCUCUAUCUGAUUACCCCCUUCGAGAGGCCUUUGAGCUGCUUGGACUGGAAAACCUUGUCCAGAUUUUCACAUGUGUUCUCCUGGAGAUGCAAAUUCUUCUGUAUUCACAAGAUUAUCAGCGUCUAAUGACAGUAGCUGAGGGAAUCACCACACUGUUGUUCCCAUUUCAGUGGCAACAUGUAUAUGUUCCCAUCCUUCCUGCCUCCCUCCUGCAUUUUCUUGAUGCUCCUGUCCCUUACCUGAUGGGUCUUCAGUCCAAAGAGGGAACUGACCGUUCAAAACUAGAACUUCCUCAAGAGGCUAACUUGUGCUUUGUGGAUAUUGAUAAUCAUUUCAUCGAGCUUCCAGAAGAACUCCCCCAGUUCCCGAACAAACUGGAGUUUAUUCAGGAAAUCUCCGAGGUUCUCCUUCAGUUUGGAAUCCCUCCGGAGGGUAACCUACACUGUAGCGAGAGUGCCACCAAACUCAAGAAUCUUGUCCUUAAUGACUUGGUUAAUGACAAGAAGAAUGGAAAUAUACCCAGCAACACAAUCCACAUGUAUGAAUUGCUGAAAGGCAAUGAAACGAUCGCCCGGCUGCAUGCUCUAGCAAAGAGGACAGGAGUGACGGUAGACAAAAUGACCAUCACAGCUCCUAUGGCAGAGAAAGAAAGGAAUGUAAAACUACAGUGUGAAGAAGAGGAGCUAAGGGAUUAUAAACUAAAUGUGCAGCUUCGUGAAGUCUUUGCCAACCGUUUCACUCAGAUGUUUGCAGAUUAUGAGGCCUUCGUCAUUCAAGCCGCACAGGAUAUGGAGUCAUGGCUGACAAACAGGGAACAGAUGCAAAACUUCGACAAAGCUUCUUUUCUGUCGGACCAGCCUGAGCCUUACCUGCCAUUCCUCUCACACUUCAUUGAAACCCAGAUGUUUGCAACCUUCAUAGAUAAUAAGAUUAUGUCCCAAUGGGAAGAGAAGGACCCUUUUCUGCGCGUGUUUGACUCCAGAAUUGAGAAAAUUAGACUGUAUAACGUAAGGGUUCCUGCACUGCGGACAUCUAUAUACCAGAAAUGCGGCACUUUAAAAGAAGCAGCCCAAUCCAUUGAACAGCGGCUAAUGAAGAUUGAUCACACUGCCCUUCACCCACACUUACUUGAUAUGAAAAUCGGUCAAGGCAAAUAUGAACAAGGGUUCUUCCCAAAGUUGCAAUCAGAUGUGCUGGCAACAGGACCUACCAAUAACAAUCGGUGGGCUAAUCGAAGUGCCACAGCACAGCGCAGGAAAGAUCGCCUUAGACAACAUUCAGAACAUAUUGGACUGGACAAUGAUUUAAGAGAGAAAUACAUGCAGGAGGCAAGAAGUUUGGGGAAAAAUUUAAGGCAACCCAAACUCUCAGACCUUUCUCCAGCUGUAAUUGCUCAGACAAACUGGAAAUUUGUGGAAGGGUUACUAAAAGAAUGUCGCAUGAAGACUAAGCGUAUGUUGGUAGAGAAGAUGGGUCAUGAAGCAGUAGAGCUGGGACAUGGAGAGGCCAACAUAACAGGUCUAGAGGAAAAUACAUUGAUUGCUAGUCUUUGUGAUCUGUUGGAAAGGAUCUGGAGCCAUGGUCUACAAGUCAAACAGGGGAAAUCUGCAUUGUGGUCCCAUUUACUUCAGUACCAGGAAAGGGAAGAGAAGCAAGAACAUAUGGCAGAGUCCCCAGUUGCCCUUGGCCCGGAAAGAAGGAAGUCUGACACAGGAAUUACCUUACCUACAUUGAGAGUCUCACUUAUCCAUGAUAUGAGGCAUAUUCAGAACAUGAGUGAGAUAAAGACUGAUGUAGGCCGAGCACGAGCAUGGAUAAGGUUGUCUCUUGAAAAGAAGCUUUUAUCUCAGCACCUAAAGCAGCUUCUCUCCAACCAAGCACUCGCUAAGAAGCUUUAUAAGCGUUACGCUUUCCUACGCUGUGAAGAAGAACGAGAGCAGUUCCUCUAUCACCUGCUUUCACUCAAUGCUGUGGAUUACUUCUGCUUCACGAGCGUCUUCACCACAAUCAUGAUUCCAUACAGGAGUGUGAUAAUCCCUAUCAAAAAACUAAGCAAUGCCAUCACCACAUCAAACCCAUGGAUUUGUGUUUCAGGAGAGCUAGGAGAUACAGGAAUAAUGCAGAUCCCUAAAAAUCUCCUAGAAAUGACAUUUGAGUGCCAGAAUUUAGGAAAGUUAACAACCGUUCAGAUUGGUCAUGACAAUUCAGGGUUAUUAGCCAAGUGGCUGGUAGAUUGCGUCAUGGUGAGAAAUGAAAUUACAGGACACACAUACAAGUUCCCGUGUGGACGAUGGCUGGGGAAGGGAGUUGAUGAUGGCAGUCUGGAGAGAAUUCUUAUUGGAGAACUGAUAACUUCAACGUCAGAUGAUGAUCUUGGGAAGCAGUGCCGUACCCCCCCUCUACAGAAAUCCCCAACCACAGCUCGCAGACUGAGCAUCACCUCCCUUACAGGAAAGAAUACAAAACCUAAUGCAGGGCAGAUCCAAGAGGGAAUUGGGGAAGCUGUGAACAAUAUUGUGAAACAUUUUCACAAGCCAGAGAAAGAGAGGGGCAGCCUUACUGUUCUACUGUGUGGUGAAAAUGGCCUGGUUGCAGCACUGGAGCAGGUCUUUCACCAUGGAUUUAAAUCAGCUCGGAUCUUCCACAAGAACAUAUUCAUCUGGGAUUUCAUAGAGAAAGCUGUUGCUUACUUUGAAACCACUGACCAGUUUGGGGACAAUGAAGAGGAUGUCUUGCUUCAGAGAUCAUCUUGCAAAACAUUCUGUCACUAUGUAAAUGCUGUCAGUUCUGCACCAAGGAACAUUGGGAAGGAUGGCAAAUUCCAGAUCCUGGUUUGCCUGGGAACUAGGGAUCAUUUGCUUCCUCAGUGGAUUCCAUUAUUAGCAGAGUGUCCUGCCAUCACAAGGAUGUAUGAGGAGAAUGCCCUUCUGCGGGACCGCAUGACAGUGAAUUCCCUCCUCAGAGUCCUACAGACAUUACAAGAUUUCAACAUCAUCCUAGAAGGGUCACUCAUUAAAGGCGUGGAUGUUUAGCAUGGCUUUGAAGAGAACUUCACUAUUUCUCUGCUCAGCAAGCAAAUGAAAAUUGGGGACCUGUUAGAACUUGAAUGCUGCGGUAGUGGAUCACUGUAAAGCAAAAGCACCCUGUUAUUGGGUAGCAGUGGGAAACCCAGUUUACACCAGAUUCUGGACUGUCCUAAAGCUGCAGACAAGCUAAAAUGCGGUAUUGUAGUUUAUUUGAAACAGAAUAAAAAUAGAGUAUUUUCA
Molecule: messenger RNA, 4119 nt
Organism: Pelodiscus sinensis (Chinese soft-shelled turtle)
Lineage: Eukaryota; Metazoa; Chordata; Testudines; Trionychidae
Source: RefSeq, a predicted model, not a curated record